AACGAGUAAUAGCCAUUGACGUAUUUCGCGCCGCGUUUGGAUCUGUUCGAAGUGUUUGUCUGGUAAGUGUAAGUGAAAAUUUAUGUGCAACCUUUUUUUCAGUUUCAAGGCCGACUUUUUCAUAAUUUACUGGCGCUACCAACUUUCGUACAGUCUUGACAACCAACCACAGAGAAAAAGAAACAUUAAGAUCGAUACUCUUAGCGGUCACAUCUACAUAGAUGUGUUUCUUACUGAGAUAACAAGUGCAGUUUUCCAGGAUUAGCUGAAACAUUUCUUUUUAACAGUGUGUUAGAAAAUAUUUUAAAAAAUUCAUAAAAAAGGUUAAUGUUUCGGAACUCUCAGAUAUGCCAGCAUUGCAUUUUCAUCAAUUGGUUCAACAUAUUUUUUUUCAUUCAAAUUUUAUCGAUGACCUUCACUGGCUUAGAGAAUCAAGGAAUCAUCAAUGUCAUCACUAUCAUCACUAUCACCAGAUCAUAUUGGACUUAGCAGCUUUGUAAAAAAAUUAAAAGUAUUUUGGUAUACAUGGUUAUAUAAUGAGGUGAAUGACAACAAUGAAAUUCUGUUGCCAUCAGCGAUAACUGAGUUGUUUGGUGUAAAAUCUUUCUUGCAAGAUUUUUCCUGUGGAAUUCGAUUGGUUAGCGGUCGCCAGUGUCGCUCUCUAGAAAGGAAAAUUAUUUUUCAGUUUUCUGUUAGUCGUGAAAAUCCUCCCUGAGCUCAAGCUGAGCAAAGGUACACAAUUCAAUGGUGUGAUUCUAUUUCAACAUUGCAUAAUAGAACUAAGUUAAUAACGCCAGUUCCAGAUGAGUGAUACAGUAAAAUCAAAACUUGCUUUCUUACAAUAAAAAAACGCUUCCUUUGGUAACGAUUUUAAAAUUAAGUGAGAAAAAAUAAUAGAGAGACAAGACGGAAAAUGUGUGAUAUUUGUCACUACCAAAACAUUGCCAUCCACGAAUUUACGCAGGUAGGUAAAUCUCUGGUCAAACACGCAAAAUAAACUCACGAGAAAUGUCGAGCAUCUCGUUUUCUGAGAAUAAAUAUUUACUCUGCAUAGCUUUAUCACCUGCAAACUUGAAGACCAACUUUACAAGUGCUGUAAAUUCCUACCCAACACAUCUGUCUAACCAAUGUUGCAGUCUUUCCACCAACCGUGCUAGAGUACUCCAAUUUGCUCCCUGCCAUAUGAGAUUAAGGCCUCGAAUACUAAUUAAAGAAAUUCAGUUCGAGAAAAAAGUACAUGCUGUAGACGUACUUUUGCUUUACUAUUUUCAUUUUAUACUCAUUCUGAAGUGAAAACCAUCACUUUUUGAUCAGUUUAAGGUGAAAUAUUUUCUUUAAUUCCUGUUGGGACGAUCGUUCCAAUGAAAAAACAAACAAACAAACAUUGAAUUUCAUUUUGCUGCUUCUCUUCACUCCUCCGUGUUUUACCAAUCCAGUUCACCAAUUUCGGUUAGCCAAUCUCGAGAAGCUAAGGUUAACGUUACCGGGAUGGUUGAGUGAUGCAAAGCUGACUGAAGGUAUAUCUUUGAGAAUGUUUUAACUACUUACCAAUUUGUUCCUAUUUACAGACGCAAAAUGUUCCAAAUUGUUAUAUUAUCUGUUCUCGUGGGUUCAGCCCUGACCGCACAAGGUAUGAUACUCAUAUGGGCUUAGGAUUGUUUAACAACUAUUUGAUAGCAUUAAAGAAUUGCAGAAAUUAAAUCUAUCUUUUGAAUCAAUUAAAUUGCGCUUGUACAAAACUCGUGUUUUGGUGUUUAGUAUUUCUUUCUACGAGUGGAAGAUAAAAAUGUUAGGGAUAACUUAACUUUAACUUGUGCGCGUAAAUACUCAAAAGACAGAAACAAUAAUUUAUUUUUCCUUUCUUUUCUACUGCCCAGGGACCAAGUGGAAAUAUGGUGAAACAGGUAUUAUGAGUUGCUUCUUUUAAAAGACGUCCUUGAAGUUUUUUACUAACUUAAUAUAUAGAUGUGGAUAUGUUAUUAAUAAUAAAUUUCGAAUACUCAACUGAGCUGUAAUGUUAAGAAUUGAACUUGAAAUUCGCAAAACGUAUUAAUGGCAAUUAUCUUUUCAUCUAAACAUAAAGUGAUCACGAGUCUUUGCAAACAUGUAUUUAAUUUUAUACGCAGACAAAGUCCAUAAAAUAUAUGGUCCGAAAGAUUGGGGAAAGGUUUCAAAGUAUUGUGACGGGAGCGCCCAGUCCCCCAUAAAUAUUGAAACCCGCUCGGUGGAAAAUGACGGAAGUCUGAAGGCACUCCGGUUUUUAGCUGAGAAUCGGUAUGGAAGAGUCAGCGGUGUUCUAGAGAACAAUGGUCAUGCUCCUACCCUGGCAAUAGAUAAACCAAGGGGUACUUCAACACUCACCGGAGGUCCCCUGGGGAACAGCGUGUAUAAGCUUCAGCAGUUGCACAUUCAUUUUGGUUGUAAGAACAACAAAGGAUCUGAACACACUGUCAACGGAAAGGCAUUCUCAGGAGAGGUAAUGGGACACAAUUAGUGAUUAGAGCAUUAUCUGGAGGGGCAAUAAGGAGAUGAUCGAAUUUAUGUAGCGAGCCUGUAUAAAGAAGGUUGCCUUUGCGAACGAUAUCUAUAAAGCAAGAAUCAUUUUCAGCAACGAAACGAGAAAAUUUCUGUCCAUAUCCGAACGAGAUCACAAUUUUGGUGUGAAUUGUCGAGUACUCAGUUUUCCUGAAAGUGUAAGUAAAAUUUUAAAAUUGAACGCCUUUGUUGUUUAAGUUCGGGGUAAAUGGUAACACAUGCUUUUCCUUUUCAGCUUCAUUUGGUGCACUAUAACACGAAGUAUGGAGAUUUUAAAACUGCUGUGGACAAACGAGACGGACUGGCUGUGAUUGGUGUCUUUUUACAGGUAAAAAAGAUGUUAUCAAUUUGUUUCAAGUCAACCUAGCACUGAUGAAUGGUGAGGAAAGUCGGCAAAAAUCAACGGUAAAAACAAAAGUGCUGCAAUUUAUGUUUCAAUUUUUCUUAUUGAGCUCUGUCUUAUGUUUUUGUGUUUACACACGCUGACUAAAUAAAUCGAUGGGAUUUCUUUAUUGGUCCGUCUACUCAAAAAGGUACUCACCAUAUUUUUAUAUCGUUCUCCAUGUAGUGUUUUACUUAGUGUGACAAAAAGGGCUUAAAAAGAGGGAGGGGGGGGUGGGGUCAUGGGCACCCCAGGAUCCCCAGCUACGCCCUUGGUCUGGUUUUCUAACGAGUCAACGGGUCACCAUGUCGUAUUUAACAACGAUGGGCCGGUCUUCGGGAAUCAAAUUUAGUUUGGUUUCUCAGCAAUCAUUCACUGAACACCAAUUUCUGUGAAUUGUGUUGUUCUUUAUUUUAACAACUGCACCUUACCAUUCUUUAACUUGUAUAAUAAAACGAUAGUAAGGUCUGACCGGAAAAUAUGAAUACUACAUCAUGUACAUGAAGACUCUGUCUGAUCGAGAUAAAAACACGUUUAAAACUUUCAAGAUUCGAUUCCACACUGUUAUUAUAGUUACUCAACUUGAUUUCCGCCUCACUUUCGAGUUCGGUUUUCGAUUCUCCUGAGUAGAGUCACUUAAGGGGAGGAGUAUAAGCUCAUUUCCCGAACAGCAGCUGGUUACCGUACCAGCAGGUCUUAUAGAUAUUUCGACACAGUUUUGACCCAGCGACGGUUUUUUGCUUUGAAUCGAAGGGAGAUGAUGAUGAUGAUGACUCAAGUUAUUCGUUAAAAAUUAUAAGUGGAGCAACGCGAUACAUAAGGAAGGCUGGUAAGGCACGGAUAAAGUAACUUCCCAUGAAGAACUAGAAUCCUUUACAUUCUAACAUCAGUAUUAAUAUUCCCCAUACUCAACUCAAUACAUUUCAUAUGUUGAUUACAGGGAGAAUUUGUUUAAUAAUCAUAGGCGACUAUUUUCUUUAUUCAACAUUUUACCAUAAUAUAAUAAUUAUUGUGUUAGACAUAAAAUGAUGAACAGAUGAUAACGUAUUUCACCGAGGUUUCAUUCACGAUUUCCUAUGUUCUCGAAGUCAAACAGAAGAAGAUAUUUCCGUACUAGGGUUUGUAUGAAUACCAAAUGUUAGUGUCUUGUAUACAGGGAAUGAGAUUAUAUUGUUUCCGUGGCAGGUUCGAAAAAGCCUAUCAGAGCAAUAUAUUUAAACAACUUGGUUCCUCAUCUGAGAGAUUUGUCGGAGUUCUACUCAUACAAGGGCUCCCUUACCACCCCUCCCUGCUACCAAUCAGUGAAAUGGAUUGUGCUGAAGCGUCCAAUUCGUGCCAGCGAAUAUGUGGUGAGAAGAUUUUUACUUCCAAAUCAUGAUUACCGUAAAAUAUCUCUGCCAUUUCAUCGGGUAUCAUAGCAAUUUCUUCUUGGACUAAGAAUAUCUUGGUUUUUUUUUUUAAUAAAUGGAACCAUAUGGUACUAUCUUCACAGCCACAAACCGCUUAAGAAUGUUUUAAGACUGUUUCAAUGUUUCAUUGGUGACCUGUACAGAAUUUUUUUUUUUCAGUUGCGCGCUUUCAGGAGCCUCCUGAAUGACGAAGAACAGCCUAUGUGCGACAACUUCAGACCCACCCUGCCGCUAAACAGCCGCUCCGUGUCUCAAUCUGAUGAUGAUAGGCUGUUCAACUAAACAACCACAUCGAAAAUUGUCAUUUUUAGCGCUGGUUACAAGUUUAUUCCAGGAUAACAUUACCAUGCUAAAACAUGUGUCAAUCUGAG
Pocillopora meandrina is the source of this 4697-nucleotide messenger RNA. Lineage: Eukaryota; Metazoa; Cnidaria; Anthozoa; Scleractinia; Pocilloporidae. The record is from the annotation of a GenBank genome assembly.